Messenger RNA from Harpegnathos saltator (Jerdon's jumping ant), 611 nucleotides. It is a transcript of the gene Dad1, whose product is annotated as dolichyl-diphosphooligosaccharide--protein glycosyltransferase subunit. Lineage: Eukaryota; Metazoa; Arthropoda; Insecta; Hymenoptera; Formicidae. Gene Ontology annotation, cellular component: oligosaccharyltransferase complex; membrane. The record is from RefSeq and is a predicted model, not a curated record. The coding region runs from base 120 to 455 and encodes 111 amino acids. Gene Ontology annotation, biological process: protein N-linked glycosylation. The transcript is spliced from 2 exons.
UAAAGAGAGGGAGAAAAUAUUUAUGGCUGACAUAUGUGUCACCGGUACUUGCCACGCGUGUACUCAAGAGCUUGUUAAAGAUUUUUCAUCUUUUGGUAGUUUGUAGGAGUAUCAGAAAAAUGACAGCAUUGACAGUACUGCAUAAAUUUUGGUCAGAAUACACGAAGAACACACCUAAGAAACUGAAAAUCAUUGAUGCCUACUUACUGUAUGUGUUUCUGACGGGUGUUACCCAAUUUGUAUAUUGUUGUCUUGUUGGCACAUUCCCAUUCAACAGUUUUCUUAGUGGCUUUAUAUCCUGCGUAUCUUGCUUCAUUCUAGGAGUUUGCCUUCGAUUGCAAGUUAACCCACAGAAUAAAAAUCAAUUUCAUGGCAUAAGCCCGGAAAGAGGAUUUGCAGACUUUAUUUUUGCACACAUUAUAUUACAUAUUGUUAUAAUGAAUUUCAUUGGAUAAAAAUCAUAUACAAGUAUGCCGUAUAAUUAUAAUUGCAAUGCAUCAAGGAAUAUGGAAUCGUUACAGGAUGAAUUAUAUUGAUGUUGUAUACAAAUGUUUUUGUACUUGUGAAUCAGUUACAACUCAUAAUUAAUUAAUAAAUAAUUUAAGUGAAAA